AUGAUCUCAUUAUCCGAGCCAAUGUCCAUUCAAUGGUGUUUCAAAACCAAACCAAAACAUGCGAAUCUCUGUGAAGUGUGCUUCCGGCCGUUCAACUUAACCAAUAUUGAUAUGCAUUUGGAAUCCGGAUGUGGCACAGAAAUACAGCGAAGGUACAAUAUUUCUCCAGACAAGGAAACAAUUAAGCGAAAGGUAACGAAAACAAAGUUCAAAAUAUCCAAAAAACCAAAACAAAUCAAAAACACGCAGCCACCAAAAUCGCCAGAAGAUGCAUCGUCGAAAUAG
Molecule: messenger RNA, 285 nt
Organism: Caenorhabditis remanei
Lineage: Eukaryota; Metazoa; Nematoda; Chromadorea; Rhabditida; Rhabditidae
Exons: 3
Coding region: 1-285 (94 amino acids)
Source: RefSeq, a predicted model, not a curated record